This is a messenger RNA of Rubroshorea leprosula, 943 nucleotides long. The record is from the annotation of a GenBank genome assembly. NCBI's taxonomy places the organism in Eukaryota, Viridiplantae, Streptophyta, Magnoliopsida, Malvales, Dipterocarpaceae.
UCUGCAGAAAUUCGGAUCUGCCCUGCUCUGCUUCUUCCGCCCACUGCUCUGCCGUGUGUGGGGGUGAGUUUCUCGGUUUUUCUGUGGCGUGAAAGCUCCUCCAAUUUCCCGCCGGCCUUCCCCUCAAUCUGCAGCUCCGGUUUCUUUGCUUGCAAAUUCUGGUAUGUUGACAGCCCCUCCAAGCUUGAAAUCUCAUCAAUUGGUUGAUAAAUUUAUGCCCCAUGUUCUUGAUCGUUCUGUCAGUUUAGCACUGAGAUCGAGUCUUCGAUUUUAUGUGAGUGAAGUGAUUGUGAAUUGUGAUUUUUCUGUUAACUUCUGCCUGUUUUGUCUCCGAUAUGGUCAUGUUAUUCGUGUGCGUGCUAGUGGGAGGUUUAUAAACGCUAGCACAUGUCGACAUGUUACUGAUAGAACCGGUUCGUUUCUGUUAUCCUGUUAGUCGGAUUAUACACUAGUAAAUCGUGUGCCUGCUAGUGGGAGGUUUAUAACACUGGCCAUGACCUAUAGAGGAGACGUUUAUUUCGUUUCCGUACUCAUACCUGUUUUUCGUGAUUAUAUUUGUUGGCAUGCUAUAAGUUUAAUAAGGGGCACUCCAUAUUUUACUUACUAAGUUUAUCUCAUAGUUUUUCUUUGUCCACCAUUUUAGGAAGCAAAACCGAGGACAGGGAAACCACGGGAAGUGACGAGUUAAAAGGCUAGCCAUUUUGAGAUUGAUAUAGAUUUUAGAUAUAAAUCAUGAUCUUGUAAGCUAGAGUGUAUUUGGAGAUUUUAUGAUAUGAGAGCAAAUUUGAUCUUUAGAUUUUGAUGGUAUCAGAUUGUGGUGUGAUAAGUUCUGAGCCUUGUGCAUUUGUGGGUCCCUCUCACGAGUGUACGGCGUCUGUCGUGUCCCCAGAUUUGGGUUUUGGGGCAUGACACAUUUAAUGUUAAAUAACAACCGCUAACCAUU